Molecule: messenger RNA, 1224 nt
Organism: Lepidothrix coronata (blue-crowned manakin)
Lineage: Eukaryota; Metazoa; Chordata; Aves; Passeriformes; Pipridae
Product: ubiquitin carboxyl-terminal hydrolase 21-like
Exons: 8
Biological process (GO): protein deubiquitination
Cellular component (GO): cytoplasm
Molecular function (GO): cysteine-type deubiquitinase activity
Source: RefSeq, a predicted model, not a curated record
AUGCGGCCCCCAACGGGCUGUCCCCGGCCCCCAAACUGCAAGCUGGAUCCGGAGCGGGGCCGGGCGGCCAAACGCGGGGACCCCCCCCCAGCCGCCCCCCCCCGCGGGCCGGGGGGCCGCCGGGGCCCGGUGAAGGGCGACCACGGCGUGAGGGUGCCCGGGGGGGCCCCGGCGGUGCCCGGCAGCGCCUCCUUCUCGCUGCCCAGCGCGGCCGAGCGGCGCCGGAGCAACUUGGCCCGCUCCAAGUCCAUCAGCAUCGGCGACCUGAGCCAGGGCGGCGGCGGCGGCGGCGGCGGCGUCACCGCCGUUGGUGGCACGGGUGGCACCCGCGCCGAGGACGUGGCGGUGGCGCUGAGCCGGCUGGUGCUGCGGGACUGCGGGCACCCCCUGGGCGCGCUGGCGCUGCGCAGGAGCUCCUCGCUCCGCAGGGUCGCCGUGGCCCCCCCCGGGCAGGACGGCAAGGCCGCGGGGGUCUCGUCCCCGGUGGCGCCGGUGCCGCCGCCGCCGCUGCUGCUGUCGGUGCGGCCCCCCGAGGGCGGCCCCCGGCCCCGCCCGGACCCCGCCCCGUACGGCCCCGGCAGCCCCGGCAGCGGCAGGAGCGAGGACAAGGCGGCUGCUACCCACCACUCGCUGCUGCUGGGCUCGGGCCACGUGGGCCUCAGGAAUUUGGGCAACACGUGCUUCAUGAACGCGGUGCUGCAGUGCCUGAGCAGCACCAAACCCCUGCGGGACUAUUGCCUGCGCCGGGACUUCCAGCAGGAGCAGCCCCCCGGCCCCAGGGCCCCCCAGGAGCUCACAGAAGCCUUCGCCGACGUCAUCGCGGCGCUCUGGCACCCGGACUCCUCCGAGCCCGUCAACCCCGGGCGCUUCAAGGCCGUGUUCCAAAAAUACGUCCCCUCCUUCACGGGCUACAGCCAACAGGACGCGCAGGAAUUCCUCAAGUUCUUCAUGGACCGGCUGCACGUGGAGAUCAACCGCAAGGGCCGGCGGACCCCCAGCAUCCUGUCAGACACACGGAGAGCCCCCGCCCUGGAGGACCCCGAAACGCUCAGCGACGACGAACGCGCCAACCAGAUGUGGAAGCGCUACCUGGAGAGGGAGGACAGCAAGGUCGUGGACCUCUUUGUGGGGCAGCUGAAGAGCUGCCUCAAGUGCCAGGCCUGCGGGUACCGCUCCACCACCUUCGAGGUCUUCUGCGACCUGUCGCUGCCCAUCCCAAAGGUA